This is a messenger RNA of Tigriopus californicus, 1929 nucleotides long. RefSeq names its product ankyrin repeat domain-containing protein 6-like. The record is from RefSeq and is a predicted model, not a curated record. NCBI's taxonomy places the organism in Eukaryota, Metazoa, Arthropoda, Copepoda, Harpacticoida, Harpacticidae. Bases 138 to 1733 code for a protein of 531 amino acids. Gene Ontology annotation, molecular function: protein binding. The transcript is spliced from 5 exons.
AGAAGCCUGUCGAAAUCGCCAAACGCAAGGGUCAUGUGGAAAUCACGGAACUUCUCGAAAAUCCACCGCCCAAACCUCCCAAAAAGGUCAAUGAGGCGGGUGUUUAGGUUUUGGAUGGGAUCGACGAACAAAGUGUAAUGAAUGGCAAACCAAGGCGAAAACAUAAGCACCGAUCCUCGUCAAAGAACACACCAUUAUCACCUUAUGGGUGUCAUUACUACCCAGAUAUGAUUGACUUCCCCGAGCCCGAUCCAAAUUCUUUACCCGAAGAGCCUUUACAAAAUGGAGAACAGUACUUCCUGGACUUGGCGGGAAAUAUCAAAAAGGGUCCAGUCAGCACUAACUACACAUGCUAUUGCGCCCCCCUCCUUCAUCGAGUGGAAAAGAAAAUGGACCGAAACAAAAAGGAAAUGUUCCGUCAUUUGGACCACACCCAUGGGAAACUGGUCUCGAGAAUCUCACACUUGGAGAAACGAACGAAAGACCAACUUGGUCAUCUUUCCAAUAACAUGAAGGAAACAUUUGCUCAGGAGAGGAUUGAGUGCCAAGACCGAAUGGAGCGCAGAGCCAUCCGAGAUCGAAUUGCCAUUGAACGCCAAAGCGGAGUACGGGAUAUGAUUCUUAGGGGCGAUCUCUCAGCUUGGCUAGAAAAACGCGUUUCAGAAUUGGAAAAAAUAAGUUCGAUGAAAAGUAACGAGGAUGCGGCUUUCAUGAGAACUCUCUUGAGAAGCUCAAAACGCAGGAAAAGAGCUUUCAUGGCUGAGAUCCAGAGUGGAACUCUCCGACGAACGGCCAGCGAAGACUAUUUGCCCGGGGAAGACUUCCAGGAAUCUCAACAAGACAUUGUGGUCGACGAAUUGACACUCCCACCCAACCUCCAAGAAUUGCGGGUGUCCGACCAUCCCCACGACAAUUACCCUGGUCCACCCAUUCGUGUCCGACGAAACAGUGCCGGGGAUGAAACGAAUAUGUUUUACGACUUUGGCGACUUCAACGUGAAAGAACUCUCCAACCAUAACCAUUCACAGCCGGGUCAUUAUCCCGGGUUGCAGCCUCAAGCCUCUCCUGGCGACAUCAUCUCCUACAGCACCAAUAGCGAAUCCACUGUGGUGUCCAAUCUCAAGCCAUGGCCUAGACAGCAUCCCAAAGGAUUGCCCUCCACGGAAAGCUCGAACGUGAUUUAUCAAAAUUUUAAUCCUCCUCGAUCUCUCAAGGCCCAGUUACCAAUUCCGCCGCCCAAACCCACAAAACUGCCUCCCAUGUUGCCGCCGAAGCAUCAGAUGCCACCCCCCUAUCGACCUCCGCCCUUUCAGUACAACGCCCACCUAUUUAAAGGCACAGGGGGAGGAGGUAAUGGCUUGUUCUUGCCCUCUAUCGGAGAAGAUCAUUUUUUAGGCUCAACUCACCCCCUGGUCUUGGGAUCACUCACCAAGACCACAUCUGAUGGGGGCUCCCAUGAUUCUCACAACGACUCUGGGUACUGUACCCGCCCAGGGGGAAACAGCUCAGGUCCAUCACCAAGUCUAUCAGGAAGCCAAGGGCGACCAGACAGCCGAGGGAUCAAUCUAGAUUUUCCCGCAGGUGAUCCUACGCCCUCCUUGCGAGAGCAGCAUGGAUUACCUGGUCAAUUGGAAAUUGGUCCCCGAAUCCGCCAACUCCAAACACAACUGAGCCUUACCCGAUUGGAACACUCUGGACCUGAAGUGACCUCUGCCCAAGGCAGUUUGGUAUAAUAUGAUGAUCCUGCUCAUCCUAAAACGAGUACAAAUCGAUAAUUCAGAUGCCAUGAUGCUGGAGAAGAUCCAAUACUAUAAUAAUAUAUAUCUGUUUGUCUAGUCUAUUCUCCCAAAACACAUGUCAUGCUCUUAUUAAACGCAGAUGUUUUCAUACUUGACUUCAGACAUUAAAACGGCCUUCCCAUGGCUUCCA